AUGAGCCAAGUUACCGUCACCAACGGGCCUGCUACGCCCCCUGUUCAGCCCACUAGACUGUUCAGGAGUCCUGUUGCAAGCCUUAGUUCGAAGGGGGCGAACGAGCUGGAGAAUUCUGAGGAAAACAGCUUGAAAGAAUUGACAGAGUAUGUUUUUGCAACUAUGGAGAAAGAGUUUUGCUUCGAUGUUGUCAACAAGCCUGGUCGGAAGACAGUCUGCACUUGCCUCCACGAUCUAGGAGAGCAGAUCAAUGAUGAUGAGGUUGAUGACUGCGCAAAGGCUCUGUUUCUGUUCUGCAAGUUGGAAUUCGCAGAAAGGAAGCGAAUUGUCAAAGAAUGGAUUCGGUCGGGCCUUGCUGCUCAACUCAUGUUCCAAGGACAACAAAGGGAAACUUCAACCAGAGUCUUCCUAUUUCCUGGAUCCACCACUCGCUUAAUCUGCAGGAAUGCCCUGUGCCAGCUCAUUGGAUAUGGAAAGAAGAGUUGGAAAUCCAUCGUGGAGCUUGUCAAAUCAGGAAACGAUCCAGUUCAUGGACUGAAGGGGAAGACAGGGAACAAGCUGAAUGCCAAGUCGCAAGGCCUAAUGCAUGAGUUCUUUAAAGACAUGCAACAAUACGCCCUCCCUCGAGCCACCAAAAUAGUAAGGACACAGAUGGUGGAUGGAGUCAACACUUUGGUGGAACUUCGAGAAGAAGAAAAGGACACAAUUGAAUUGCCCUCUUCCAUGACGAAGCGUGGACUGUACAAUAGAUUCAUAGGUGGACUGGGAUGGAAGAUUCAGUGGGACAACAAAGGCCGACUCUUGAAAAAGACUGAGAUGGGCGAAGAACAGAAACAUCCUGCAAGGCAGGAGAAGACUCUGAUGAUGAGGAUGCCUUUGAGACGGCUCUGA
This is a messenger RNA of Seminavis robusta, 891 nucleotides long. Lineage: Eukaryota; Bacillariophyta; Bacillariophyceae; Naviculales; Naviculaceae. The record is from the annotation of a GenBank genome assembly.